Gymnodraco acuticeps is the source of this 2299-nucleotide messenger RNA. RefSeq names its product equilibrative nucleoside transporter 2-like. Lineage: Eukaryota; Metazoa; Chordata; Actinopteri; Perciformes; Bathydraconidae. Gene Ontology annotation, biological process: uridine transmembrane transport; hypoxanthine transport; adenine transport. Gene Ontology annotation, molecular function: nucleoside transmembrane transporter activity. The transcript is spliced from 13 exons. The record is from RefSeq and is a predicted model, not a curated record. Gene Ontology annotation, cellular component: basolateral plasma membrane; plasma membrane. The coding region runs from base 47 to 1573 and encodes 508 amino acids.
CUACCAGCGACCAUGAUUUAUGUAAACGACAGAAGAAGCGAUCGAAAUGUGUAUUUCAGUCGAAGGUCACGCCUCCACAUCUGUCAACCAGUUGAUCGGGGAACCAGUUAAUCCGGAACACCGGAAGCCAAGCAAGAACCUCGCGCCUCAGAAACUCACAGCACCACCGGGAGACCCAAAGAGAGACACGAGGACCCGGUCCAGACCCUCAGUGCAGGAACGUGACAGAAGCAACAGGAUGACGAUGAGUCCCCCCGCAGAUCGCGGCCAGGCUGUAGGCCUCAUCAUCUUCGUGCUCGGUUUGGGAACUCUGCUGCCGUGGAACUUCUUCCUGACGGCCUCAGAGUACUUCAACCAGCGCCUCAAAUCAAACAUCACCUCCAAUGGCUCCUCAGGCGUCGCUGCUAAAGACUACAACUACGACAGCUGGAUGGCCUUGCUCUCCCAGCUGCCCCUGCUGCUGUUCACGCUGCUCAACUCCUUCCUGCAUCACUGGGUGAAGCCUCGUCUCCGUGUCGCCUUCAGUUUCAUCGUCAUCUUCCUCCUCUUCUCCCUCAACGCCGCUCUGGUUCGAGUCCCGAUGCAGCCGGACACCUUCUUCUCCGUCACCAUGGCCACCAUCUGGUUCAUCAACAUGGCCAGUGCGGUGCUGCAGGGCUCUCUGUUCGGGGUGGUGGGUCGGUUCCCCUCUCGGUACAGCACUCUGUUUAUGAGCGGUCAGGGUCUGGCCGGACUCUUCGCUGCUCUCGCCAUGCUCUUCUCCAUCUUAAAUACGAGCUCUGAGGCUGACGCAGACAGGAGCUCGGCAGCGUUGGGAUAUUUCAUCACUCCCUGUGUGGCGACUCUGGGGACUCUGCUGUGUUUCCUGCUGCUGCCAUACCUGGAAUUUGCUCGUUUUUACCUGAACAAACAUCAGUCGCAGAGCGUGGAGGCGACACUGGAGCUGUGCGGCCCCACAGACAAGAAAGUGUUAGAAAACGGCUCCAAACACCAGGAGGCCAACGGGAAGCUCUUCAGAGAGCCGGAGGGGGAUCAGGAGCGUUCGUCCGUCCUGCAAGUCUUCAAAAAGAUCUGGCUGAUGGCUAUGUGUGUGACGUGUGUGUUUGCCGUCACACUCUCAGUGUUUCCUGUCAUCACACUCCGAGUCAGGACCGUCUACCAAGACAACUCGGUCUGGGACAAAGUGUUCACCUGCGUCUGCUGCUUCAUCGUGUUCAACGCCUUUGACCUGGCCGGCCGCAGCGCCCCGUCUCUCGUCCAAUGGCCCUCGAAGGAGAGUCCUCUGUUUCCCAUCUGCGUGUUCUCCCGCCUGGUGUUCAUCCCGCUGCUCAUGAUGUGUAACGUGGAGACCUCGAACCUCACCAUCCUCUUCAGUCACGACUGCGCCUUCGUCACCAUCAUGGCGCUCUUCUCCUUCACCAACGGAUACCUGGCCACCCUCUGCAUGUCCUACGCCCCACAGUUGGUGCGCUCUAAAGACUGCGAGACGGCCGGCUCUCUGAUGUCCUUCUUCCUGGUUCUGGGUCUGGCUCUGGGAGCGUCUCUCUCCUUCCUGCUGGUGAAACUGGUUUAACCACCUGAGAGAUCAACAAGAAGAAAAGUCAAUAGCAGUCUUCCGUACGUACGUGAGAUUAAUUUAAAAUCUUAAUUUAAUAAAUAUCAUUUAGGCAUAGCUCCUAAAAUAAAACUGUUUAUAAUUUAUAAAUUGAUAAGUUCAAGUAAAAAAUUGAAAUGAUAUAAUAAUAAUAUAUGUUAUAUACAUUUAGUUCAUGUAAAUGAAUAAUCUCUAUUCAUUCAAUGAAAACACUUGAAUGUAAGUUUGAUAAACCACAAUAUUAAUUAAAUAAUCACAUUUGCACUUGUUAACUGUCGUAUCAAAUGCAUAACGUUUGUUCGGUGUGAACAGGAAGGCGGUUUCAAUGUUGAAGGACAGCUGAAAAUAAAGGACAUAGAUUUGUGGUUAAAAUGUUGCUGCAACAGCAAAGAAAUAUGAAGACAAAUGUAUUUAUUUUAUUUUAUUUUUCUAUAUUAAAACAUUCGAGUGAAUGCCAUUAAGUCAACUUCUACCUUUUGCUUGCAGUUUUUUUCUGUUGUAACUUAUCUUUUAAUGUAUGGAAAUGUAGCUGAAAGUGUUUUUUCAACUCUGUCUAAUGUAUUUCAUGACACUGCAGGUGUUUGUCAUUUUCUAUAGAUGGAGUUGUUGUUUGCUUAUUUAUGUUUUUUCUACUCUGUUAUUUUUAUACAAACAAAUAAAGGGGAUUAUGUGUGUGCUUUCAUAAUAAAAUAUACAAAAUUGUCA